UACCCUCGUCGCCCCCCUUCCUCCUCCUACCCCCACCGCAGUAGCCUGUUUCUGUUUCUGUUUCUGUUUCGUCUCCUCUCCUGCACUUACAUAUAUAUAUAUAUAAUAUUCUCUGUUCUGUUGUGGGGUGUUUUGGAGAAGCAGCAGCCAUGCCUGAGGCGCCGAGGGAAGCGUGUCUGAAUAAGGGGUCGGGUAGUGUGGCGGAGAUGAACAAGAAGAAGCUGGAGUUCAUUGAGGAUGUGACGAAGAACGCAGACGAGAUUCAGAAGCGUGUCCUGAGGGAGAUCCUGUCGAGGAAUGCCCACGUGGAGUACCUCAACAGGCAUGGACUCGACGGCCGCACCGCCGACAGGGACACUUUCAAGAAAAUCUUACCGGUCAUAUCCUACGAAGACAUCCUCCCCGACAUCAAUCGCAUCGCCAAUGGCGAUACGUCCCCGAUCCUCUGCUCCCACCCCAUCUCCGAGUUCCUCACCAGCUCCGGGACAUCGGCCGGAGAAAGGAAAGUGAUGCCGACGAUCGAGGAGGAGCUGGAGAGGAGGUCCCUGCUGUACAGCCUUCUGAUGCCUGUGAUGAGCCAAUACGUGGGGGGCCUGGAAGAGGGCAAAGGGAUGUACUUCUACUUCAUAAAAUGCGAGACCCGGACCCCCGGCGGCCUCCCUGCCCGCCCCGUCCUCACAAGUUAUUACAAGAGCUCCCAUUUCAAGGACCGGGCCUUCGAUCCCUACACCAACUACACCUCCCCCAACGAGACCAUUCUCUGCCCGGACUCCUACCAGAGCAUGUACUCCCAAAUGCUCUGCGGCCUCUGCCAGAACUUCCAGGUCCUCCGGGUCGGGGCGGUUUUCGCCUCGGGUUUCAUCCGGGCCAUCCGAUUCCUCGAGAAGCACUGGGCGCUACUCUGCCAGGAUAUUCGGGCGGGCACGGUCAACCCGCUGAUUACCGACCCGUCCGUGAGGGAUGCGGUGAUGAGGAUCCUUAAACCCGACCCGGAGCUGGCGGAGUUCAUCGAACGGGAGUGCAGGAAGGAGUCAUGGCAGGGGAUCAUCACCAGGCUGUGGCCCAACACAAAGUAUAUCGAUGUAAUAGUGACUGGGACCAUGUCGCAGUACAUUCCGACACUGGAUUAUUACAGUAAUGCCCUCCCCCUUGUCUGCACAAUGUACGCCUCCUCCGAAUGCUAUUUCGGCCUCAACCUCAACCCCCUCUGUAAACCCUCCGACGUCGCCUACACCCUCAUCCCCAACAUGUGCUAUUUCGAGUUCCUCCCCAUCCACACCAAAUCGCUGUCGCUAUCCCUACCCGCCGCCGCCGCCGACAAGGACCACCAAGAACUCGUCGACCUCGUCGACGUCGAGCUCGGACAGGAAUACGAACUCGUCGUCACCACUUACGCUGGGCUUUACCGGUACAGAGUGGGCGACAUUCUGCGCGUGGCGGGAUUCAAAAACAACGCGCCGCAAUUCAACUUCGUGUGCCGGAAGAACGUCGUCCUGAGCAUCGACUCCGACAAGACCGACGAGGUGGAGCUCCACAACGCCGUCCGGAAUGCGCUGACCCAUCUGAUGCCGUUCGACGCUCAUCUGACGGAGUACACCAGCCAAGCCGACACGUCCACCGUUCCCGGCCACUACGUGCUCUACUGGGAGCUCACCUGCAACGGCGGCGCGUCGGCCCCAAUCCCGCCCUCCAUCUUCGAAGACUGCUGCCUGACAAUCGAAGACUCCCUGGACGCGGUGUACCGGCAGAACCGAGUGUUCGACGCCAUCGGGCCCCUGGAAAUCAAGAUCGUCGAGAACGGAACCUUCGACAAGCUGAUGGACUACGCGAUCAGCCUCGGCGCGUCGAUCAACCAGUACAAAACCCCGCGCUGCGUCAAGUUCGCGCCGAUGGUGGAGCUGUUGGAGUCGCGGGUCGGGUCCUCUUACCGGAGCCCCAAGUGCCCCAAAUGGACCACUCCGGGGCUCCAGCAAUGGACCAACAAUUAAUUCCAAUUUCAGACACAGAUUAAUAAUAAAGAGGAAUGAGGGAGAGCUGUUUUUGGAACCAAUCAAUCAAUCCAAAGUAUUUUUAGUAUUGUAUUUAUGAAGUCUUUGGAUUUUAUUUAGAAGAUCGAUCGAUCGUUUUUCAAAUUAUAUUUAUAUUCAUACCACCAUCUCACCCGGU
Andrographis paniculata is the source of this 2166-nucleotide messenger RNA. Its product is annotated as indole-3-acetic acid-amido synthetase GH3.6-like. The transcript has 3 exons. The coding region runs from base 150 to 1988 and encodes 612 amino acids. NCBI's taxonomy places the organism in Eukaryota, Viridiplantae, Streptophyta, Magnoliopsida, Lamiales, Acanthaceae. Gene Ontology annotation, molecular function: indole-3-acetic acid amido synthetase activity. Gene Ontology annotation, cellular component: cytoplasm. The record is from RefSeq and is a predicted model, not a curated record.